AUGGAUCCGGUCCGCUCUUGGGUGCGGAACGUCGGCGUGGUGGACGCCAACGUCGCGGCGCAAAGCGGCGUGGCGCUGUCCAGAGCUCACUUCGAGAAGCAGCCUCCUUCCAACCUGCGCAAGUCCAACUUCUUCCACUUCGUGCUGGCGCUCUACGACCGCCACGGGCAGCCCGUGGAAGUGGAGCGGACGGCCUUCGUGGACUUUGUGGAGCACGACAAGCCGGGAGAAAAGACCAACAACGGCACUCACUACAAGCUGCAGCUCCUCUACAGCAACGGGGUCCGCACGGAGCAAGAUCUUUACGCGCGACUUAUCGACUCGGUCACAAAACAGCCAAUAUCGUACGAAGGCCAGAACAAGAAUCCAGAAAUGUGCAGAGUUCUGCUUACGCAUGAGGUCAUGUGCAGCCGCUGUUGUGAGAAGAAGAGUUGCGGCAACCGAAAUGAGACGCCCUCUGACCCAGUCAUCAUUGACAGGUACUACCUGAGAGCCUCGCUCAGAGUCAAACUGCUCAAAGUUUACGCAGCUUUGUGUCAAGCGCAGAUGUGA
Messenger RNA from Syngnathoides biaculeatus (alligator pipefish), 552 nucleotides. Its product is annotated as transcription factor COE2-like. The record is from RefSeq and is a predicted model, not a curated record. NCBI's taxonomy places the organism in Eukaryota, Metazoa, Chordata, Actinopteri, Syngnathiformes, Syngnathidae. Gene Ontology annotation, biological process: regulation of transcription by RNA polymerase II. The coding region runs from base 1 to 552 and encodes 183 amino acids. The transcript is spliced from 7 exons. Gene Ontology annotation, molecular function: DNA-binding transcription factor activity, RNA polymerase II-specific; RNA polymerase II cis-regulatory region sequence-specific DNA binding.